Messenger RNA from Emys orbicularis (European pond turtle), 1713 nucleotides. It is a transcript of the gene WFIKKN2, whose product is annotated as WAP, follistatin/kazal, immunoglobulin, kunitz and netrin domain containing 2. The record is from RefSeq and is a predicted model, not a curated record. Gene Ontology annotation, biological process: transforming growth factor beta receptor signaling pathway. Gene Ontology annotation, molecular function: transforming growth factor beta binding; receptor antagonist activity; serine-type endopeptidase inhibitor activity. The transcript has 2 exons. Gene Ontology annotation, cellular component: extracellular region. Bases 1 to 1713 code for a protein of 570 amino acids. NCBI's taxonomy places the organism in Eukaryota, Metazoa, Chordata, Testudines, Emydidae.
AUGUUGUUGGCAUUAUUCACUCGGUGGAUGUGGAUCUUGCUGGGGAAGACCACUGUCCUGUUGCUUCUGGAGGUCCCUCUAGAGGGUAACGCUUUACCUCCAAUACGGUAUUCUCACGCUGGGAUAUGUCCAAAUGAGAUGAACCCCAACCUGUGGGUAGAUGCUCAGAGCACCUGCAAGAGAGAGUGUGAUACAGACCUGGAAUGUGAGACCUUUGAGAAGUGCUGUCCUAAUGUCUGUGGGACAAAGAGUUGCGUGGCAGCUCGGUACAUGGACAUCAAGGGGAAGAAAGGACCCGUCGGUAUGCCUAAAGAGGCAACUUGUGACCGUUUCAUGUGUAUCCAGCAAGGCUCAGAGUGUGAUAUCUGGGAUGGACAGCCUGUUUGCAAAUGCAAAGAUAGGUGUGAAAAAGAGCCCAGCUUUACCUGUGCCUCCGAUGGACUCACCUAUUACAACAAGUGUUAUAUGGAUGCAGAAGCUUGCACCAAAGGCAUUACUCUAAAUGUAGUCACUUGUCGGUACCAUCUCACCUGGCCAAAUACCAGCCCUAUCCCACCAGAGACUACAGUGCGCCCUACCACAGCCUAUUCAGAGACAACCAUCGUUGAUAUCCUGCCACCCGCUCUAGUUAACAAUCCAGUCCAUCAGUCAGUCUAUGUGGGAGAGACUGUUAGCUUUCUUUGUGAUGUCACAGGCAGACCCAAACCAGAAAUUACUUGGGAGAAGCAAAUAGACGGUAAGGAAAAAAUCAUUAUGAGGCCAAAUCACGUCAGGGGGAAUGUCGUGGUUACCAACAUUGCCCAGCUGGUAAUCUAUAACACCCAGCUGCAAGAUGCAGGCAUUUACACGUGCACUGCGAAAAACAUCGGCGGUCUUCUCAGGGUUGAUUUCCCAUUGUCAGUUGUCAAAGGAGAACCUGCAUCAAAAGAAGCAUCCCAAAACAAAACCCAUUUCCCAACCGAUGAGUGUCUGAAGCAGCCAGACAGCGAAGACUGUGGGGAAGAGCAGACGAGGUGGUAUUAUGAUGCAAAGAAAAACAACUGCUUUACAUUCAUUUAUGGGAACUGUAAUAGCAACCUGAACCACUUUGAGACCUAUGAGAACUGUAUGUUAACAUGUAUGAAUGGCCCAAUCAACAUCUGCAACCUGCCAGCCCUUCAGGGUCAUUGCAAAGCCUAUGAGCCCAGAUGGGCAUACAACAGUUUGACAAAGCAAUGCCAAUCUUUCAUUUAUGGUGGCUGCGGAGGCAAUGAGAAUAACUUUGAGAGCAAAGAGGCCUGCGAAGAGAUGUGCCCUUUCCCUAAAAACACUCACUGCAAAGCCUGCAAGCCUCGCCAAAAGCUGGUGACGAGCUUCUGCAAAAGCGACUUUGUUAUCCUGGGCCGUAUAACGGAACUAACCGAAGACCAAGACUCGGGACACGCGUUGGUGACAGUGGAGGAGAUUCUAAAAGAUGAAAAAAUGGGAUUAAAAUUCCUGGGGAAGGAACCUCUAGAAAUCACCCUUUUAAAUAUGGACUGGAGCUGCCCAUGCCCCAAUAUGACCACGGUGGAUGGUCAGCUUAUCAUCAUGGGUGAUGUCCACAAUGGGAUGGCCGUCCUGCAGCCAGACAGCUUUGUGGGCAUCUCCAGUGUCCGGCGCGUACGGAAGCUCCGUGAAGUCAUCCACAAGAAAACCUGUGAGCUUCUGAAAGAAUUUUUAGGACUACACUAA